UUCAAAAAAGACAUUUUAUCAUCAACAAUCCCAAGUCUAAUCAAAAUGAACACUACAAAAGGCAUCCUUGUAAUCCUUACCGGUGUUGUAUCGGCCAGUCUCUGCUUUGCAGCUGAAGUAAAGAAAGAAACAGGCACCCCUUCGGAAUGGGCAACAGCUUUGAAAUCAGCUGACGAAAGGUUGACUAAGGUAUCAGCUUUCCUCAAAGGCCACGAGUCGUACAAAGGCGACAAACUUACAAGUGGCGCAGCCGUCGAUAAGUUCGUCGUUAAACAGGACGAAUUCCACAAGGCUGUAACUGAAUUCGACGGUGUGAAGAAGACACUAGAUGACAAGGGCAAGGGUGAGCACAAGGCUGAAACUGCAGCCGUUAUUGCCAGUGGUGUGAAGGCUGUCGGUGUUUACAACGAGGCUUACAAACUAUUCGUUGACUCUAUGAUUCCCAUAACUGCCCACAUGGCUAAGACACUUGGUGAAAAGGAACAUUUGAAAUUACUGAAAAACUUUGAGUUGUCCGUAAAUGCUGGAUUCAAGUUUUUAGCCGGUUUAAUCCCUCUUGCUGCAGCAAUAGUUGCUACUUUUUAAGCUAGUUUAAUAGUGCGUCCAACUGAUGGAUUCAUCAUGGGACGAGCAAUCUAUGACAGCAAAAUGGAUUAGCAUCGAGUGCAACAACUAUCGAGACCAUUAUACUCCGUACAAUCAAGUCUCGAAUUUUUAUAUUUA
Babesia bovis T2Bo is the source of this 723-nucleotide messenger RNA. RefSeq lists its product as uncharacterized. The transcript has a single exon. Bases 46 to 585 code for a protein of 179 amino acids. NCBI's taxonomy places the organism in Eukaryota, Apicomplexa, Aconoidasida, Piroplasmida, Babesiidae. The record is from RefSeq and is a predicted model, not a curated record.